AUGUGCACGCCUCAAAGUCCAUUUAAACUUCAGUCAGAACAAAUAUCCUGCAGGAGGGGAUCUACUUUCUCUAAUAUCAGGCAAAGAGUGGUGUGAAUUGCAUAGAGCUUUAAGAAGAAACAACUGACGGGGCAAAAUCUGAGAGGUUACAGGGACCAAGCCUAUGCAAGUCUUCGAAUCGUGAGUAGGACGUUCAUUUGCACGUCAAUCCGUCAUCUAGAGUUUUUCUGCGCAUCUUUUUCUCGCCAGCCUUCUUGUUUUUGUAUCAUCAUGGCAUGGCCGUGCCUCACGCGUGCUUGCUGCAUCAACCGCUAUUGGACCGAGCUGGACAAAGGGGACAUCGCGGUGCCUUUGGUUUUUACCAAAUACUCGGAUGUGGGCGAGGUGCAGCAUCUUCCCCAUCACCCGCAGCCGAGGCUGAAGAGGGCCGGGGCCAUUGCCAUAGAAACCCAGCCUCAUUCCGGUGAGCAGGAGCCCGGGAAGGCACCGCCCGCGACGGGUGCCGCAGCGGGAAAAGAUGGCUCUGCUGCGUCUGUCAUGCGCCAAGACUUCAAGGCCUGGAGAGUUCGCCCCGAGCCCAGCUGUAAACCCAGGAAUGAGUUGCAGCGCUCGGCGGCCCCGUUCAACAACGAAACUCAGUACCAGAAGGAUUAUAAGGCCUGGCCUAUAGCGAAGAAGAACGACCACCCCUGGAUCCCCAAACCCAGCCCCACCUCCGCGGGGCCAGAGCGAAGCGCAGGGGGCGGAAAACAGGAGCAAGCGGCCCCCGAGGUGGAGAGCGGCGUGGAGAAGAGCGAGAUCGAAGAGAAAACACAGGAGAAAGAGUCAAACGAGCCGACGAAGAAGAGCGGAAAGAGGGAAAAGUCAGCAGAGAGACAAACUGUGGAGAAGACGGAGGAGCAGGUUUCUGCAGAAGUGAGCGCUGAGCAGAAAAAAGGCAGAGCGGCUGCAGACGCUCUCAACAGGCAGAUAAAGCAGGUGACUUCCAGCAGCUACAGGACUGAGUUCAAGGCAUAUAAGGAUGUGAAACCAGUGAAGGCCAUUAAAGCUCCAUCUCAGUAUAAACCCCCAGUGGAGGAGAGCAGCCGUGAGACCAGCUACAGCGCCACAUACAAGGGGGAGCAGGUGAAGGCUCAGCCCGCCGACAACAAGCUGAUCGACCGCAGGAGGAUACGCAGCCUGUACAAUGAGCCGGGCAAGGAAACUAGCAAGGUGUCUCGCAUCAAACCAAAAAAGACACCAACAACAACAGGGAAGAUGGUGAAAAAAUCAAAAGAGAAGGUGCUUGCUAGUUCCCUGUCAGCCAAGAAGAAACCGUCUUUGGGCACCCCAGAACCCAAACCAGAUGGAGUCGUCACCAAGAAGAGCAAAGAGAUCAGCAAUAGACUGGCUGAAGCAAACCACUAAAUGAAGUUUCUCUCUACACUUUUAUGUGUGUGAUCAAAGGCGACAUGACGAAUUAGGCACAUUUCUUCCCUUUGGUUUAUUUCCUGACCUGUUGUUUUUGCUGUCCUGUCAUAUAUUAGUCACCUUUAAAUGGGCACUGAUGUUGAGCUUUCAAAAUAAUGCAAGUCAUUUCACUGUAAAAUGUGAGUAAGUGUGUGUGUGUGACAGAGAGAGAGUGUGUGUGUGAGUUCAGAUGUAUGUAAGUAUGUGAUCCCUUGUGUUUUGGUGCACAAAACCGCAUUAUAUUAUUGAGCACAUUAUUUGCACUUUGUUUAUAUGAGUUCUGUUUGACAUCGAACCAUAAAAAAAAGCCAUCAGUACACAUAUGUGUAUGAAAGGGAAUUUUUACCUUUGUCUUAAUGAAUAAAAACUAAAAUCAGUUUUGAAAUGAUUGUAGAAAAAGUCAGGGGGAUGGUUUCUCUCAGACUUUUAUCACAUAAGAGGUGUUGUGACAGUACAACAUAUGUUUUAGGGUUGCUUUUCCUAGUUACAGUGCCUCUGCUGUAUGGUCCUGGUUUUCAUUUCAUUGUUUGGGAUGAUAUCUGGUCUUAUCAAUUUGGUUGCCAAGAAACCAAAUGAAGUGUAAUAUAAUUGCUACGGCUUGCAUGCAGGACACUGUGUUUGGUUGAGUGGCUACAUUUUAGCAGACUAUAUGUCACACAGUCACAUUUUACAUUUAGCAACUAAAGAUACAUUUCUAGGGGAAAUAACUUUUCAAGUAUAAUGCAUGCGUAGUAAUAGAUUUUGGUCACACCGAAAAAACUAAAGUACAUACACGAAAUCAUAGUCUAGUGGCUAAUAAAGCUAUUACCUAAAUGCACCAGCAAUAUGGUUGUACCCACUAACACAAUUCUGGCAAUCUUAAUGGAGAUCCACUCCUUUGAUUUCAUGGGAAUACUGCAGUACUUAUGACUCAGUAUUUGUGACAUUGUAUUCCGUCCUCUCCUCUGAUCUGUGAUGCUGUAAUUGUGAUAAAUGAGAGAGAAAAAAACGUAUGCAUAAAGGCCUGAAAAGGGAAAAACUAUUGUAUUUACUCAAUAAAUGUCACUCUGAAUGGGCUGAUCUCACCAGGUGGGAAAGAACAAGGAAUGGGCCAGGACUUGAAGUUCAGCUUUUUAAAAUGUUGCUGUCUGAUAAUACGCAAAUCACACCUGUUCAUUGUGAACAUGACAUGAGGGGUUUUUACUUACCUGUGGUGGCAAACAUGGCUGCAGUGUGUGAGAGCCCAGUCAAGCACUACCCACCGUGAGUCUGCUUCAAGUUUAAGCUUCCGUGUGUGAGCCUGAAAGUUUUGAUGUGUAUGACCUUACAGCCUGCUGCCUGCUAGCACCAUGUCUGACCUAACCAUAAGACCUGCUGCUACACACUCCAACACCCUGGUGCUAAAUCGCUCAUUCUAUAUGCUGUCUGGUUUGGGCCACACGUGGCAUCAAACCAGAGGGAAAUUAUGAAAUAACAACGUCAUACCGCUGCAGACGUGAAACUGUGCUUGUUCUCUCAGCUUGCUCUGGUUGAAUUCUGAAUAAAGUGAUGAUACUAACA
Molecule: messenger RNA, 2988 nt
Organism: Trematomus bernacchii (emerald rockcod)
Lineage: Eukaryota; Metazoa; Chordata; Actinopteri; Perciformes; Nototheniidae
Gene: map6b
Product: microtubule-associated protein 6b
Exons: 3
Coding region: 271-1407 (378 amino acids)
Biological process (GO): microtubule cytoskeleton organization; regulation of microtubule cytoskeleton organization; cytoskeleton-dependent intracellular transport
Cellular component (GO): cis-Golgi network; Golgi-associated vesicle; microtubule
Molecular function (GO): calmodulin binding; microtubule binding
Source: RefSeq, a predicted model, not a curated record